This is a messenger RNA of Symbiodinium pilosum, 1044 nucleotides long. The record is from the annotation of a GenBank genome assembly. NCBI's taxonomy places the organism in Eukaryota, Dinophyceae, Suessiales, Symbiodiniaceae.
AUGGCAGUUCACUGGGGAAUUCUGGGUUGCGCUGGCAUUGCAGAGAAGUUUUGUGCGUCUGUCAGCCGCGUCGAGAACGCAGUGAUUACUGGUGUGGCCUCCAGAACGGCAGGAAAGGCGGCUGAUUUCAUCGCAGCAAAUUGUCCUGGUGCCAAGUCUUACGACAGCUAUGAAGAGCUGCUGGCCGACACGAGCAUCCAGGCAGUCUAUAUUCCUGUUCCGACAGCCUUGAGAGCGGAGCUUGCUGUUAAAGCAGCAGCUGCCAAGAAGCAUCUGUUGGUGGAGAAGCCGAUAGCCACCGCAACUGAAGCUAAGAUGAUGAUCGAUGCGUGCAGAGAAGCUGGGGUGCAGUUCAUGGACAACACCAUGUUUCUGCACAACCCAAGGCAAGAUGCGAUCAAAGCGGUCUUGAAUGACAAAGACCUGUUUGGCCAGAUUAAGCACGUCAACUCAACGUUCAGCAUCGACAUGGGGUUGGAUGAGUCAUGGGCUUCUGGGAACAUUCGCAUGAAGAAGUCCCUGGAACCCCUGGGAUGUUUGGGAGAUCUCGGCUGGUACAAUGCUCGCCUUACCCUGUGGGCUUUUGACUAUGCGCUUCCCUCUGCGGUGUCCUGCACCUACGUGGAGCACACUGAUGAGGGGGUCCCAACCCACAUCAUGGCGCAGAUGCGCUUUGGGACUAGGACCGCUAGCUUCAUGGCUUCCUUCAGGGCUGCUUUCCGAAACAGCGCAGAGUUUGUGGGGGAGAAGGCCCUGGUCUCAAUCGAGGAUUUCGUCGUUUCUAGCAAGCUGGACACGGCCAGCUACAAGGUGACAAAGACCACGUUCGGUGCAAAGGCUGAGACGUUCCCUGUUGCAAUCUUGAAGGAUGAAGAAUUGAAAACGGGGGUGCAGCAUUCCAAUCUCGUGGCAACGUUUUCGAACCUGGUUGCCUCCGGCAAGGUGGACGAAGCAUGGCCCCAGCAGACAUAUCAAACCCAGCUAGUCUUGGAUGCGAUGGUCAAGUCGGCUGAGCAAGGUGGUGCAUGGGUAGCCUUAAGCUAG